CCAGGAGCGGGCGCCGCGGGCCGAGAUGCUCCUCCGGGACUUGGUGCUGCGCCGUGGCUGCUGCUGGUCCUCGCUGCUGCUGCACUGCGCGCUCCACCCGCUCUGGGGCUUCGUGCAGGUGACGCACGGUGAGCCCCAGAAGUCCUGCUCCAAGGUGACUGACAGCUGCCGACACAUCUGCCAGUGCCGGCCCCCUCCCCCGCUGCCCCCGCCGCCCCCGCCCCCGCCGCCUCCCAGACUCCUCUCCGCCCCAGCUCCCAACUCUACCUCUUGCCCCGCGGAGGAAAGCUGGUGGUCAGGGCUGGUGGUCAUCAUUGCCGUGUGCUGUGCCUCCCUGGUGUUUCUGACUGUGCUUGUCAUCAUUUGCUACAAAGCCAUAAAAAGGAAACCACUGAGAAAAGACGAAAAUGGCACCAGCAUUGCUGAGUAUCCCAUGAGCUCUUCCCAGAGCAACAAAGGAGUGGACGUGAACAACACAGUAGUGUGAGUCUGCAGGUCCUGGACCCGCUGGCCAGAGGGACACCUUGGUGGCGCUAGUGGACAUAGGAAAGCAGGUGGACAUGAGCUAACCUGAGCUUCUCCAGGACUUCAUUGCCUCACAGGCCCCGAGCCUCCCAAAGGAGAAACCAUUCUCUUCCCAGGCUUGCCACCGGUCAGCCUGUGGGCCCAAGCAGCUCGGACGCCAGGCCAAGCCUGGCUCACACUGCGCACAGCACCUGGGCCGUGUCCCCACCGCAGGCCCUCCACCUCCUCCUCCCUGUCUGGUGUCUGGUCUGUUGACUGUCCCCAGCUGCUGUCUACAGCAUGCGCACCGGUGAAGCCCGGGGAUCUGUGUUUCUGCUGCGGCAGGGAGGCAUCCCCCCUUUAGCCAAAAGAAAGAUGGUCUGGGGCCCACUCCCUGCCGGAAACCUCUCCUCCUCCUAGGAAGCCUGCCUGCCCCUCUGUCCACAUUCUCAACAGAAGCCAUCGGCACAGCCGGGAGACAGGCGUCCCCUUUCAAAGGUGCUUCCCACACAUCUGUUCGUCGCCCCUUCUGCAAUUGUCAAUCUUCAGGGCCUGCCUUCUCCCUCCUGUCCCCACUGACACCCCACACCCUCGGCUCCUGACUGCCUGCCAUGGAAGGCUGUGAGCCCAGCCUGCAAAAUCCCCUCCUGAGCAGACAGAGGAGCUCGUUUACACUCGGGGGCAGUGUCUGGCCUUCCGGGGGCAAAACAACCCUAGGUCCAGGGCCACUGGGCAAGGGCAGAGGCCACUGCACCUGUCCUCACUCAUCCCCACACUUCCUCCCCAUAGGAACCCAUGCAUCGAUGUGAGCCAGGCCCUGCCUUAGUCGGCAGAGGCCACUACUUGUGCCAAAUCCACUGUGGGCUUGCUGUGCCACACUGAUGCUGGCUAGGCACUGGAUGUCCCCACAGUCCUCCGAGGCCUGACUGUUGUGCUCAGGCUCUCUGCCAGAGUCCUCCAUCCUCGUCCCAUUUUACCCUCCCCCAGCCCCAGUCACCAAGAAGAUGUUCCAAUGUCUUCCUGUCAGUGUCUGUUUCCAGUGCUAUAGGAGCGCUGAGCCCUCCGGUGUGGUUGGAGCACCCAGGGAUGAAAUGGGACGGGAGGUGAGGGACCCUCCAGGCUGGUAACCCCUGUCCAGUUGGCCUGUCUCCCAAGUGACUGCCUUCCCUGUGGGCCCCGUCAGGAAGCCCACGGAGACAGGGUGAUUUUGCAUCUUCUGGCAAAUGAGUGGGACACUCCUGGCCCUGUGGUUUUCCCCACCGCCCCUGCAUAUGUGCUCGGAAGGAACCCAGCGCACUGAAUGGUUCCACUGCCAGGCCCUGUAGGACCUGGUCUGCACCCUGACCUGCCAGUGUACUCUGGUAGGUGUUUAAGCUACAGAUGAGACUUUGAAGUCCAGAGAAGACAGACACACAUGAAAACCGGCUCUCAUUUGGGCCAAACCUUAAAAAGUCCAUUGUCCCAGAGUCCUAGUGCCCACAGACCUGUCUGUGUGUCAUCGUCCUGCCUGGGUCAGCAGGUGCAGGCUGAGCACAGGCCCAGGGCAGACCCUCACAUAAAGAGUUUUUCUUCCAUCCUCAUGUCCUUCUAUUUGAGGACUUGUUUUGGGUUUGGAUUUGCUGUUCCUGGACACCUGGGCAUCAGCAUAGUGCCACCCUCUACCCCCUGCCUGGCCAAUACUUCACAGUGCUCUUGGGGUACAGAGCCAAGUGACAAACAGGCCAGAGGAUGUGGGCCAGCAGCAGGUCAAAGGGGGCAACUUGGCAGACCCCACCCAGGGCAUUCUCCCCCACUGCCUGCAGCCUCCUGGUGCCCGCCGAACCCCCCAAGCUGUGCCCUAAGCAGACACCUGGGCAGGACCCUAGCCCUAAGCACACACCACCCUGUGCUGCACCCAUGAGAAAGUGCCCAUGCCUUGGGCUGCUCAGAAGCUCAGGAGUGAUCAGAGGGCACCUUCUGCUAGAAGGGAGGUUCCUGGCCAAGGGAUCAUGGAGUGCUGGGCAGCCUGCAGGGGCUGGGCACAGCCCAGCUUUGCACACACUCGCCUGGCCCCACCAUCCCCAACCUUGGCUUAAACCUUAGAGGCCUGGAUUUUGCAGUUAGCCUAAUCUUCCAGCCCCUGGCCAGGCUCCCUGGUGAGGAAUCAGCUGAGCCAUGACACGUUUUGGGGCCUGUAUCCUCUUCCCUGAGCCUCGGACGCACCCAGGGCUCUGGUUUGCCCAUAAAUUCCCUCUCCGUUGAGCUUGUAAAAUCCCUUCUCACCCCAGUUAGCAAACACCAAGGGAAGAGCCUAGUUUUUUUGAAAAGAUUCACUUAAUACCCACCCCCACCCCCCUACCAAGCCCAAGACCAGCCAUUCAAAACGUUAAGUCUCAUGGCACAGCGAGGGAGACCCAACAGAUUUUGAGCUUACAAGACUUAAGCAUACUUAAAACCAUGCCGGCCCAGUAUUUGAGCUUAGAACUUGUAUUUAAAAUGAGUCUAUGGUUUCUAGACACAUACUGAUUCUCAGGCUAGUCCCAGCGCUGAGGUCAAGAACGAGAUGCCCUUCCCUUCUCAUUUUCUCAAGUAGAUGUUUCCCAGCAGUCUCGCAGUUGAGCCCAACGUCGGAACUCAGAUCACAGGGUCUCCCAGAGGUUUCAGGUGUUCCUAAGCAGCUUCUCAAGGAAGUUUUGGAAGAAGGACUAAUAGGUGUAAAAAUAUAAACAUAUUAUAUAUAGCUAUAUAUAUUUAAAGAGAUCUCUACAUAUAUAUAUAUAUAUAUAAACUACAGUACUCUGCAUCUGUACAAAGUAUGAGUUAAAUGCCCAGGUAGUGUGAGAUAUGUAAUGCAUGAAUGUGAAUAUCCUGAAAUCUGCCUUCUUAGCAAUGAGCCGCGUGUACGAGGAGGACUGUUGCUCCUGGGAGUUCUCUCAAUGGGCAGAUGUCCAAGGUGAUGCAGUCUCAUCCACCAAUGAGCCAUUAAGGUUGGUUUCCUGCUGAGACUUUUGUACCAGAAGCAAGACUGACAGCCCUGGGGGGUGUCCAUAUGCCACUGAUGAGGAAGAAAGUGCCAUGACUUUUUUAUUUUCAAUAAAACAUAGAGAUGUC
This is a messenger RNA of Saimiri boliviensis boliviensis (Bolivian squirrel monkey), 3594 nucleotides long. RefSeq names its product proline rich membrane anchor 1 (gene PRIMA1). The record is from RefSeq and is a predicted model, not a curated record. Lineage: Eukaryota; Metazoa; Chordata; Mammalia; Primates; Cebidae.